This is a messenger RNA of Morchella importuna, 537 nucleotides long. RefSeq lists its product as uncharacterized. Gene Ontology annotation, molecular function: translation release factor activity. The record is from RefSeq and is a predicted model, not a curated record. Gene Ontology annotation, biological process: translational termination. The transcript has 5 exons. Bases 1 to 537 code for a protein of 178 amino acids. NCBI's taxonomy places the organism in Eukaryota, Fungi, Ascomycota, Pezizomycetes, Pezizales, Morchellaceae. Gene Ontology annotation, cellular component: mitochondrion.
AUGCCUCCCAGACCAUCGGUCAUUGAGGAUGAAAUUGUUGAAGUAUUUCUGAAGGGAAGCGGCCCUGGAGGUCAAAAGAUCAACAAAACAGCCUCGGCUGUUCAGCUCAAACAUCUACCAACAGGCCUUGUUGUUAAAUCCCAGGCCACGAGAUCCAGGGAACAAAAUCGCAAAAUUGCCAGAAAUAUUCUGGCAAUGAAACUUGAUGAGCGAUUCAAUGGAGCCGAAAGUAGGCACGCAAAGCUAGUCGAAAAGGCACAGAAGAAGAAGGCCAGUAAGACGAAAAAGGCCAAGAGAAAGUACGCUAAACUGGACUCGGAGAAAAACACUAUAAAUUGUGAAACGAUGGAGAGGGAGAUGAACGAUGACCUCGAGAAUGAUGAAGAGCACCCCCUAGAUGCAAAUAUUGCAUCACCACCACAAUACGUUUCGGAAGACACACCUGAAGCAUUAGAUGAGACCGAUGAGGCAAUAACAGGGUCUGAAAAAUCGCCCGAGGCUACCUCUGAUUGUCAAAGGAUAGGUUCCAUAAAUUGA